Micromonas commoda is the source of this 3373-nucleotide messenger RNA. RefSeq lists its product with no specific name. NCBI's taxonomy places the organism in Eukaryota, Viridiplantae, Chlorophyta, Mamiellophyceae, Mamiellales, Mamiellaceae. Gene Ontology annotation, molecular function: ATP binding; ATP hydrolysis activity. The transcript has 2 exons. Bases 1 to 3084 code for a protein of 1027 amino acids. The record is from RefSeq and is a predicted model, not a curated record.
AUGGCCCCCGCCAAGUGCAAGACCCCCGCGUCUUCCAAGAUCACCAAGGACGUGAUCGACGCCGUCGUCGCCGACUCCACGAAGAAGAAGGACGAGGACGCGCGCAAGGCUGCCGCCGAGAAGAUCACCGAGCUCGUCAACGCCGCCGGCGUCGCCGAGGAGCCCAUGCUCAUCGACCUCCUCGAGGUGGCCAUCACCCUCGCGGGCGACAACAAGUCCAAGAACGUGCGCGAAGCCGCCGACGUCGCCAUGGCGGCGUUCCCCGCCAAGCUCUCCGAGUUUGCGGUCCGCGCGGCGCUCAAGCCCAUCUUCGUCGGGUUCCAGUCCCAGUUCUGGCAGUCCACCACCGCGGCCCUCACCCUCCUCGAUUCCUUCAUCGAGCGCAACCCCAAGGCUGUCGCCGCGUGCCUUCCCGAGAUCAUCCCUGAGCUCGCGCAGGUGAUGGUGCACAUGCGCGACGAGGUGAAGCAGGCGUCCACCGCGACGAUGGAGAAGUGCGGCAAGUGCGUCGGCAACAUCGACAUCGACCCCUUCAUCCCCACCCUCAUCGAGUGCAUCCACAAGGUUGACGAGGUUCCCGAGUGCGUCCACAAGCUCGCGGCGACGACUUUCGUCCAGCAGGUUGAGGCGCCCACCCUCUCCAUCAUGGGCCCCCUCCUCCAGCGCGGUCUCUUCUUUCAGCAGAUCACCGCCAUCAAGCGCAAGUCCGCCGUCAUCAUCGACAACAUGUGCAAGCUCGUCGAGGAUCCCAUGGACGCCGCGCCCUUCCUCCCCAAGCUGCUCCCGCUUCUCAAGCGCGCCAUGGACGAGGUUGCCGACCCGGAGUGCCGCCAGGUGUGCACCCGCGCGUACAAGACCCUCCUCGUCGCCGCCGGCGAGUCCUCCGACGCCAUGCUCAAGAUGAUGACGGAGAUCUCCGGCGCGUCGGAUGCCGACAUGGCGGCUUUCGUCGACACCGCCGAGGUGAAGCCCUACUUUGAGUACAUCUGCACCCUCUCCACCAACGCGCUCCUCGCCAAGAACUUCGAUUUCGACACCUGGAAGAAGUCCUGCGCCACCCCGUACCUCGCGCUCUUCUUCGAGGGUGCCGAGGACGCCACCAAGAAGCUCGUCGACAUCGCUCACGCCGAGUACGAGGCUUCCAAGAAGGUGUUCAUCGUCGAGGACGAGGAGGGCGAGGAUCUGUGCAAGUGCGACUUCUCCCUCGCCUACGGUGCGCUCAUCCUGCUCAACAACGCCACCCUCCACAUGAAGAAGGGCAAGCGCUACGGUCUCUGCGGCCCCAACGGCUGCGGUAAGUCGACCCUCAUGAAGGCCAUCAACAACGGCCAGGUUGACGGCUUUCCUCCCCCCGAGGAGCUCCGCACCGUCUACGUCGAGCACGACAUCCAGGGCGACCAGCACGAGAUGUCCGUCGUCGAGUUUGUCCUCGACAACGACGUCAUCAAGCAGCACGGCACCACCGCCGCGGACGUCGAGGCGACCCUCCUCUCCUUCCAGUUCACCGAGAGGAUGAUCAACGGCCCCGUCGUCGCCCUCUCCGGCGGCUGGAAGAUGAAGCUCGCGCUCGCCCGCGCCAUCCUCAUGAAGGCUGACAUCCUCCUCCUCGACGAGCCCACGAACCACCUCGACGUGAAGAACGUCGCGUGGCUCGAGGAGUACCUCUGCUCCCAGAACACCGUCUCCUCCAUGAUUGUCUCGCACGAUUCCGGUUUCCUCGACCGCGUGUGCACGCACAUCAUCCACUACGAGACUCGCAAGCUGGUCACCUACAAGGGCAACCUCACCGAGUUCAUCCGCCAGUGCCCCGCGGCGAAGAAGUACACCGAGCUCUCCAACGACGAGCUCAAGUUCAUCUUCCCCGUCCCCGGUUUCCUCGAGGGCGUGAAGAACAAGGACAAGGCCAUCGUCAAGGCGAACAACGUGCACUUCACCUACCCCGGCACCGACCGCCAGAUCAUCCAGGGCGCGUCCAUCCAGCUCUCCCUCUCCUCCCGCGUCGCGUGCCUCGGCCCCAACGGCGCCGGUAAGUCCACCCUCAUCAAGUGCCUCACCGGCGAGGUUGAGCCCCAGAUGGGCACCGUGUGGAAGCACCCCAACAUGCGUUAUGCGUACGUCGCGCAGCACGCCUUCCACCACGUCGAGCAGCACCUCGAGAAGACGCCCAACGAGUACAUCCGCUGGCGCUUCCAGACGGGCGAGGACAAGGAGAACCUCACCAAGGUGACCGCCCAGUACACCGAGGAGGAGGAGCGACUGAUGAAGGAGAAGAUCCCGGUUCCCCAGGAGGAUGGCUCCAUCCUCAAGCUCGUCGUCGAGAAGAUCAUCUCCCGCCGCCAGAAGAAGUCCAAGUACGAGUACGAGGUGCAGUGGAAGGGCCUCUCCAUGGACAACACCUCCUGGAUGGAGAAGGAGAAGCUCGAGAAGUACGGCUUCGCCAAGUACCUCGUCCGCAUCGACGAGCGCGAGGCUGCCCGCGCCGGUCUCUACGCCCGCCCCCUCACCCAGGCUAACGUGGAGAAGCACCUCAUCGACUUUGGCCUCGACGCCGAGUUUGGCACCCACAACCGCAUCAAGGGCCUCUCCGGCGGCCAGAAGGUCAAGCUCGUCCUCGCCGCCGCCAUGUGGCAGCAGCCCCACAUCGUCGUGAUGGACGAGCCCACCAACUACCUCGACCGCGACGCCCUCGGCGCCCUCGCCUGCGCCGUCAAGGAGUUCGGCGGCGGCGUCCUUCUCAUCACCCACUCGUGCGAGUUUGCGGACGCGCUCAAGGAGGAGACCUGGGACGUGCCCGGCGACGGUAAGGUGUACAUCACCGGCAACAAGUGGGGCCAGGGUAAGAAGGGCACCGGCAAGAGUGAGAACAUCGAGUGGACCCCCGAGGAGGACACCGUCGACGCGCUCGGCAACGUCGUCAAGGUCAAGGGACCCAAGAAGAAGCUCUCCCGCAAGGAGAUCAAGGCCAAGGCCAAGGCUCGCGCGGCGAAGCUCGCGGAGGGCCAGGACCUCACCACCGACUCCGACUGGGACCUCGACGAGUACAUCGGCGAGGCCAAGGAGAAGAAGGUGAAGUCCAAGGACUAAUAAUCACGACGUCGAAAGCAUCAGACAUCACUUAGUACACUGGCCGACAACGCCUGUACGUGACGGGGGGACGCGCCGGAUGGAAACUUCGUCCGGGAUUGGUAUUAUCGCGUCCACCCGUCGGGUGUUGCUGCGGCUGCCGCUCGCUUAUUACUCCUAGCCUUUGCAUAGCCUCUUCCCUCGCCCGGUUCUUUUUGACGCCGGGCGCGGAUCGCGUGUGUUUCUUCGCACUUGCACUUACUUUAUUCAACCUUGCCUCUCUUUUAAUGACAAGCAAGAACAAAAACUA